Molecule: messenger RNA, 2880 nt
Organism: Sebastes umbrosus (honeycomb rockfish)
Lineage: Eukaryota; Metazoa; Chordata; Actinopteri; Perciformes; Sebastidae
Gene: mapk11
Product: mitogen-activated protein kinase 11
Exons: 12
Coding region: 210-1298 (362 amino acids)
Biological process (GO): intracellular signal transduction; protein phosphorylation
Cellular component (GO): nucleus; cytoplasm
Molecular function (GO): ATP binding; MAP kinase activity
Source: RefSeq, a predicted model, not a curated record
UGUGUGUGUGUGUGUGUGUGUGUGUGUGUGUGUGUGUGUAACAGCAGCAGAUCGGUUCAGGCAGCAGACGGCGGCCCGCUCCUCCUCCGGUCCACAUCUACCGUUUCUCCUCCUCGGUUCAUCCUCCCAUCCUCCCAUCCUCUCUCUCUGUCUCCUCUCCUCUACUCCUUUCUUUCUCUUCUUUUCUGUUAUUCACCGGCUCGGUAGAGAUGUCCUCCGCCAGACCCGGAUUCUACCGGCAGGAGCUGAACAAGACCGUGUGGGAGGUUCCGGAGCGGUACCAGAACCUGACGCCGGUGGGCUCCGGAGCCUACGGAUCCGUCUGUUCGGCGUACGAUGUCGUCUUGCGGCAGAAGGUCGCAGUGAAGAAGCUGUCCAGGCCUUUUCAGUCUCUGAUCCACAGCCGCCGCUCGUACCGGGAACUCAGGCUGCUCAAGCACAUGAAACACGAGAAUGUAAUAGGGCUGCUGGACGUCUUCACACCUGCUGCAACAUUAGAGGACUUCAAUGAACUCUACCUGGUGACUAACCUGAUGGGCGCAGACCUCAAUAACAUCGUUAAAUUUCAGAGGUUGUCAGACGAGCACGUGCAGUUCUUAAUUUACCAGCUUCUACGUGGCCUCAAGUACAUCCAUUCAGCGGGAUUGAUCCACAGAGACCUCAAGCCAAGUAAUGUGGCAGUAAAUGAGGACUGUGAGCUGAGGAUCCUCGACUUUGGAUUGGCCAGGCAGACGGACGACGAGAUGACGGGGUACGUGGCGACUCGCUGGUAUCGAGCGCCGGAGAUCAUGCUGAACUGGAUGCACUACAAUCAGAAUGUUGAUAUCUGGUCGGUGGGAUGCAUCAUGGGAGAGCUGCUGAAGGGAAAAGUCCUUUUUCCUGGCACUGACUAUAUUGACCAGCUGAAGAGAAUCAUGGAGGUGGUUGGGACUCCGACACCCGACCUGUUAAAGAAGAUCUGCUCCGAACACGCGCAGAAAUACAUCCAGUCUCUGCCCUUCAUGCCGCAGCAGGACCUGGAAAAGAUCUUCAGAGGAGCGAAUCCAAUGGCCGUCGAUCUACUGAAGCGUAUGCUGGUUCUGGACUGCGAUGGGAGGAUAUCGGCCAGCGAGGCUCUGUCUCACCCUUACUUCUCACAGUACCACGAUCCAGACGAUGAGCCGGAGGCCCCGCCUUACGACCAAACGCUGGAGAGUAAAGACCGAACUCUAGAAGAAUGGAAAGAGUUGGUAUUCGAAGAAGUGAGCAGCGUCAAAGCAUCCGGCGGCAAGACUGAUAGCCUUCAGGCGGAGCAGUAAGCCUCUCUCUGCUCUGCCUCAACCCCUCAACCCUGAAGAAGGACCACGUACUCAAUGAUUGGUGAAAAGGACUGUGUGGCAAAAAACACCUGAAGAAAACUCUGCAUUCCCUCUGCUCAGCGUGACUGUGUUUGUUCGCCCUGUCAUGAGUUUAUUUGAGCAGCAGGGCAGGACGGUUCUUUACAGGAUCAUAUGCACACACCGCAAUCACAGGGGAGCAUUUUAGAAUCCGAUAGAAGGAGCUUUACAGUCCAGAAAGUUGCUUCCUCUUAUGUUUCCGUUUGUUGAGGGUAAAAUGAGGAACCGUUCGACGUGGCUGCGUCGGGGAUCGCAGAGGACACAUACGAGGGAGCAACUUUACGGAACUAAACUGUGUUUACAGACUGAUAAAAAAAAAGGUAUCGAAGGAUGGAAACAAAAAAACGCACACUAGGAUUUCCAAAGCAACGACAAGAGUGCCGUUUUGUCCCUCAUCAUGACAAAUGCCAUAAGCAGUCGGCCGCUUUCAUAUAUGGAAUUCAUGUUUAAAGGCUUGCAGCGAUGCCACGUCAUGUCACAGAGCAGCUUUGCAUUUAGCCUGCUUACUACUGCAUGAUUUUUGUGCAUUUUAUUAUUACAGAAUAUUACUGGCAUUGUAUUAUAUAUAGCCAUUAAAGACUGCUUAUUGCAUCUGCCACGCUGCUGUGAAAGCAGCCUGAGGGUCAGAGAGAGAGAGGCAUCACCAGGAAACCAACCUUUCAACCUGUUUUAUCUUUGUAAUUAAAGUGCAGUAUGAUAGAAAAAGCAAACAAAAAAACGACUGUUCUUCCAGCUGGAUGAGAGUCACCCUCUUCCUGCUUAGAGAGUAGUAAACACCAACUGUGCUAUUAAUUAGCAACGUAAUGAAUAUAUGUCAAAGCCUGGAAGCAGAAGGACUGUGUUGCAGGUCUGUGUUUGUUUACAGUGCGACCUCGCUUCUCAUAUACAGUUUCCCGCUGGUGGCUGAUCACCUGUUGGCUUUGGCAGCGCUCCAUCAGGUUGUGUCUUUUUACUGCCCCACGGUUUGUGUUUACAAUAAUUAAGAUCAUUUCUUAAACUGGAUAAUAAUAUAUUAGCCAGCUCAAUGAAAGUAAUGACUGGUCAAACACUCUAGGCUCCCAUAAAUCAUCCAUAUUUGGUUGCGAGUAGUGAUCUUUUUUUCAAUUUUAAUGAUGCUUGAGUGUUUUAAUGAUGCAGGGUGUACACAUUCAUUAGUGACCAUAGUAUAAAAGCACUGGGGAUGUUCUUAACCUCGAUUGUUGUGGGUGUUUUUCAGUAACACUGCAGUUCUCAUGGCUUAUUGCAACAUAAGAACGCCCUCGCAGGUAACGCACAAUGCAGAUUAUCACAGCAAAUGGCUGACUUCCUCACUGACGUUGUGACACUCAUCUUGCAGCAGACUGGAGUUUUCGUUUAUAUAAAAACAAUUUGCUGAGGUAGAAAUAAUCCGCUUGUGUUGAACCACGGGUUUUCCAGCUUUACAUGGCUGAAGGUCAGUGAAAAUGUCAAGAGGUCAAAGAGGACAACGCUGAUAUUAUGGAAUUUAUUACUUUGAUAAGCUACU